GUUAUGUAUAUUGAGUUGACAAAGCACACACACACACACACAUCAAUCAUACGAGCGCGAAGCAUGCAAGUUGAACGUGGCCCAUGAUUCAACAAGAAAGAAGGAGAGAUAGUACUAUGAAAUAAUGUGAAAGGUGCCGAUCAGAAAUUAUAUUGCUGUGUGUACUGUGGUACCGAUCAGUACAGAUAACCUCAACAAACAACCUUCAAUAGCUGUCACCGAGAGAAUUCCAAUAAUUUAAAUAUAAUAAUGUGAAUAUUAUUUACUAUGGCAAUAUUCCUACAGUUUCUUCGGAGACAGAAAUAGAAUAUUUGGAAGAAGCGAACGGAUACGGUAUAAAAGGAGAAAAGGAUCUCAAUUCCAAGACAUCUGUUUUGAAGCUAAAGCAGACCACGUUCUAUGACUUAAAAGAGAUUAACCCAAUAUUCACGUAAAGAGAAAUUCACAUAAAGAGAAAUGGCAGAAGAUAACAUAACAAUACUUAAAUCAAAGCCUGGGGGUGCAGAGAGCAGAGCGUUAGACACCAGUAUUUACUUCAACGUUACACCACCUGUGAUCUUCGACGAGGUCGUCGUGCCCAAGAGAGCCGAUUUCUUCAAUCUGCAAACUACGUCGACUCGAGUCGCAGACUACGCACCCCUGUCUGAUAGUAGUGCGUCAACGAGCACCUUCUUCGACGCGGAAGCUCUUCGCACGUCCACGCCCUUGCUGUUGGACGCCGCGGUCGAUCGUGUCGAGCAGACUGCUCUGAGCGACGCGCACCGAGACGCGUGGAUACCAUCGGAGCACACGCGGAAGAUACUGCGGUCCAUCGCGACAACCGCGGCCGGUGCGAGCCACCUGGACCGCGAGAACCUCACCAUGCCUGGGCUGACCUUGCAGGGCGAUAUGUCGGACCUGAUCAAGAACGCGUCUAUCCACUUGCUAGGCGAGGACGAGAACAUUCACCGGAACGUGCUCACGGCAUCCGACGUAACGCAGGACGAGCGCGGCCUGAGAAACCUGAUACAAGCCGGCUGCUAUCGAGCCGCGGUGAAUCUGUCCGGCAGGUUGCUCGCUAUCUACGCUCAGGGGUACGGCAAGAUUAAUCAGCCUAGCAAGCACACGCCUCAUUCCCUGCAGCUGUGGUACACGAGGCUGUCGCUGCUGGCGAAGUUGAGGCAGAUGGAUGUGCUGGAGAACGAGUCGAAGCCGUUCGGCAACCUGGACAAGCCCGACAUGUACUUCACCUUCUACCCGGAAUUGUACGGCACUCGACCGGGCUCCAUGGCCUCGUUCGCGUUCAGGCUGCUGCUGGCGGAGAUACCGUCCUACUACGGGAAGCCAAAGCAAGCGAUAGACAGUUUGCACAAGCUCCUAGCGACCGCCAAUCAGAUCAUCGCGAAUUUCCGAGCCGGUCUCAGCGGCGAGGGGACGCACGCGAGGAUCAGCGAGUCCGACCAGCGAGAUGCCGUGAAAUUAUGGGUCGCCAGGAAGUCCAGGGUCCUCGUCUCCAUCGUCAACUGCGCCAUCGGCAUGAGGAACUACAUUCUCGCGAUAGAGAUACUGGAGAGCUUGUGCGAGCUAGCCGACUGGACCGCGGAGCAGGUAGGCAUCUUGAGAUCGGCCAUAGGAAGGGUGCACUUGUUCCUCGGCGACGUGUCAGCGGCGGAGAAGUACCUCGUGCGCGAUAGCAAGGAGGAAAACGCGAGCGUGCGAGAGCUGGUGGACAGCGGGCUGAUGGCGGUCGCGCAGAACGCCUUUCAGGAAGCCUACAACUGCUUUCAGUCCGCGUCAGCGAUGGAUCCGUCCAACCUGAUGCUGACUAAUAACAUGGCGGUGUGUCUGCUGUACACCGGCCAGCUGAGAGCGGCCGUGUGGCUGUUCGAGAGCGCCGUCAACAGAAAUCCGCUCAAGAGCCUGCAGGAACCGAUUUUGUUAAAUAUGUGCACGUCGUACGAACUGCACACGACGCACUGCAAGCAGCCGAAGCUGCAUCUACUGCGGCAGCUGAACAGAUACAAGGGCGACGCGGCUGACAUUCAGUGUCUAAAACUAGCAAUGUAAUAUUUAGGUGAAAUUGUCACUGUUAAUGUUAACGCCUUGUGACCCGACUUUUUCUCCGCCGCUAAUUGCAACUGUUACGGUAGUUGAGCUCGGAUCGCAAAGAGUUAAACCUUAGGGAAGAUGUAAAUGUUGUGAUAUUUAUGAGAAUAAAGGUAUAAUAACGUUAAAGCGUCAAA
Ooceraea biroi (clonal raider ant) is the source of this 2222-nucleotide messenger RNA. RefSeq names its product trafficking protein particle complex subunit 12. Gene Ontology annotation, molecular function: protein binding. Lineage: Eukaryota; Metazoa; Arthropoda; Insecta; Hymenoptera; Formicidae. The record is from RefSeq and is a predicted model, not a curated record. Gene Ontology annotation, cellular component: TRAPP complex; Golgi apparatus.